Molecule: messenger RNA, 1388 nt
Organism: Calidris pugnax (ruff)
Lineage: Eukaryota; Metazoa; Chordata; Aves; Charadriiformes; Scolopacidae
Gene: WIPF3
Product: WAS/WASL interacting protein family member 3
Exons: 9
Coding region: 164-1291 (375 amino acids)
Molecular function (GO): actin binding
Source: RefSeq, a predicted model, not a curated record
GGGGAGGCGGCCGCCCGCCCGCCCUACCUGGCGCCCUCUGCCCGGGGAGGAGAGCGCCGCGCCGCCCCGGCACCCACGGCACCCACACCGGCACCGGCCGCCGAGCAGGACACAGAGGUUGGCUAUACUUUUCAUAACUGCGUGAAGCUAGAAAUCUUAACGGAUGCCUGUGCCGCUGCCGCCGCCACCACCACCUCCUCCUCCACCACCUCCACCACCUUCUGGAGGGCCCCCUCCACCACCACCACCUCUGGCAAGUUCAGAGAUACCAAAAUUGCAAAAGGACGAGCAGAAAGCACGGAACGCGCUCUUGGCUGAUAUCCAGCAGGGAACUCGCUUGAGGAAGGUGACUCAAAUCAAUGACCGAAGUGCACCACAGAUUGAAAAACCCAAAGGAGCUAAUAGAGAUGGAGUUCCUGCAGCCAUUAAUAAAGGUGGCUCUCAGCAGCCUCUGGGAGGCUCUCAGCAGCCUCUGGGAGGUUUAUUUGCUGGUGGCUUUCCUGUUCUCAGACCAGCAGGCCAGAGGGACAUGUCAGCUGGGAGGCCUGGGCAGCUUCCUGGAGCCCGAGCAGCGGCACCCAGGACCCCCGCCCCGCCGGGAUCCCCUGCUGUGAAGGGGGUCCCCUUGCACCCAGCCGAAGCUCCGAGGGCAGCCGCCGUCCCCCCGGAUCCUCCCGGCCCCCCCCGAGCCGCAGCCGGCCCCGGCCGGCCCAGCCUUCCCGCUCCCCCUCCACCGCCUCCCGCUUCCAGCAAACCUUCCCUCACCUUCCCCCCUCCUCCCCCUCUGCCCCCUCCAACCCCAAACAGGCUCUCCUUCCCACCCUCCCCAGCCUUUAGCACUGCUGAGCUGCCCCCUCCGCUGCCCCCCAAGUCCCCCCACCUGCUGUCCCAGUUCCAUAAGCCAAGCAGUAUCCAGUCCAUGCCGCUUCCUCCCACCCCCGGCCUCCCCCAGCCCACCACCGUGGUGGAGACCAGGAAGAAGAGACCCGGCCGAGGCGCAGGAGUUGGUGCUGGGAAGCUCGUCACACCUCCACAGCCACCAGCAAGGUCACCAACAACCGAACUUACGAGCAAGUCUGGAGUCUCAGCCUGGGCUGCAGCUCACGACCCCUACCCACCGCUUAAAAACGGAAAUAUGCACAUCAUUGAUGACUUCGAAUCGAAAUUCACUUUCCAUUCUGUGGAAGAUUUCCCCCCACCUGAUGAAUUCAAGCCAUUUCAGAAAAUAUACCCCAGCAAGAUAGCUAGGGAUCCAUCUAAAAAUCCUCCAUUAAGAACACAUGUGAGAUGAGAAGAGUCUUCUGAUCCUCUCUGGAUUAGUAUUAAAAAAGAACAACAUGAAGAUAACGUAUAAAACAGAAGGGGUCCCCAUGACAGUGAGAGAGAUU